Messenger RNA from Suillus plorans, 1461 nucleotides. RefSeq lists its product as uncharacterized. The transcript has 8 exons. The coding region runs from base 1 to 1461 and encodes 486 amino acids. The record is from RefSeq and is a predicted model, not a curated record. NCBI's taxonomy places the organism in Eukaryota, Fungi, Basidiomycota, Agaricomycetes, Boletales, Suillaceae.
AUGCCCCGAUCCAACUCUUCAGUCGACAGCACCAAAAAGACCAAGCAGAAGAAAUUGACCGAGGAAGAGGUGCUGGUCUUAAAAUCCCACCUAGAAGAAUGGAAGGAAGCCACUGCCAAUGAUAGAAAAAAGAUUCUGAAGGCCAUCGUAAAAGAGGCCAAGGUACAUGCCCCUACUAUGGAUGACCGGUCCUUGAAGAACAGGAAAUAUAUGUACCGGGACUGGUUAUAUAACCAGAGACCUGAAAAGACUCGAAAGAAGAAGGCCAGCAAGUUUGGUCAGAAAUGGACUUCCCGGUUGGUGAUAGAACAACAGUGCAAGGAUGAUAUCAUUGAAAAGAGCAGAGCAAUGCCGGGAUCCAAGAAGUUCAUUGAAAGAUAUCAGCCAACACUAACUGCAGUCAUGGCCACCGUCCAGGCGGACUUUGCAAAGAAGAAAGCACCCAGCAUGAUGAAGGAUCUGGCAACAAAGUUGUGGAAGCAGGCCGGUAUGAGAAUUUUUAUAUUAUCAGCAUGGAAAACAGAGGAAGACGAAGUGCGGAUCAAUGGAAUCGACUUCAAUGAAAAGUUGGAGGGCAAUAGUUCUACAGAUACCAAGGACUGGAAGCCCAUGUUAUCAGAGUGGAAUGCCUAUGCUGGAGAAGAGUUCGUGUUACCAGAAGUUGACUUGAAUAACGACGACGAUGAUAAUGAGGGGGAGGUGAAGAAGAGCCGGAAGAAAGGUAGGAAGAAGGACAAUUAUCCUUUGGAGGUGGAUAGCUACGGGCUUCCGGUCAUACCGGACGUUAAAGAGCUUAACCUAGAGAGUAAAAAGCAUCUUAUCUGGACUUUCCUCACAAAACACUACAGGUUGUGCAGCCAACAACCAAAGGCAUCUGUGCCUUGGGCCUCGGUGAGGAAGGCUCAGGGUGACUUUAUUGUGGCCAAGUUCGUACCUACUGGCUGCAAGCUGGACGAUCCGUCAAAGAUUCGGCUUGUUGACGCUGACCGGCUAUUGGAGUUGUGGCUCCAAAGACAGAAGAACCAGGUUUGCCCAACCUUUGAAUUCAAAAGCUGGGAAGGCAAUGAUAAGAGGAUGAGAGAACCAGCAGAGAUAAUCUCCGGCAACAGUUCCGACUCACUACCCAGGGUUCCGGUGAAAAAGUCAACUGGAAAGCCCAGGAAAGCCCAGGAGGAGGAGCACGAAAAUCCUCCCCUACUGGUGAAGAAACCCGUGCCGGUCCCAAAACCCACAAAAAAGCAGGGUAGGGUUGAUUCCAUUCAACCUCAUUCAGAGUCAGAUUGUUGGCCACCGGUUAAGAAAUCCAAGCUCGCUGCAAGCGGAAAGGGACAGUCAGAAGACAACACUGGUACCGGUUCUGUGCAAUCAACCGAUGAGGAAGAACAAGAACAAAUCACCGGCGCCCAAACCAACACCUCCUUCCCCAAGAAAGUCUACCAGAAGGAAAACCAAAGGAUCUGA